ACCCCUUCCCGGCUCCUGGUACUACGCAUGCGCCCUGCGCCCCGGCGCCAUGUUGGGUCGGUUUGAAAGCGAGCGCGGGCGUCUCGCCUUCCUGCGGCGGCGGAGGAAAUAGCGGUCCAGAGGAGGGCGGUGUCGCGCUCGGGGAUGCUUUGUCGCGUCGUCCGGUUUGGGAAGGGCUUGGGCUCUCCGCCGAGAGUCUGGAAGGGCGCGCUUUAAAAAAAAGUGUCCCGGGACGCUGCCACCCGGGAGCCAGCGGGACAACCACAUCCAGCACACGCGGAUGGCCCAACUCUUUGCAGCCCCAGGGCCUGCCAAAAUCAGUGUUCCAGAGCCUUCGACGCUCCCCUUUGCUGGAGAAACCAAAGCAGCGGCUUCCAAGGGUUGUGCUCCACUUCCAGAGCGUUCAUCUCCCUGGCACUUUUUUUUUUUUUUUGACACGGUCGUCUGUGUUUUGAAUCGAGGUAGUUGAAAUUUCUUGCCCUAACUUUUAUCAUUCAACGCGAUGAUGGAUUUAAUUUGGGAGAUUGAAACCGGCACUUGCGAAGGGAAUGUAUUUAAUGGAAAUGAAUAAUUCAUUUUGAGAAAGCCAUGGCAAAAUUAAAUGCAAAACACAGAGUUUGUUCUCGAGACUCUUCAGUGUCUUCUCUCCUGGCAAGCUGCAGUCUAAGUGGUAGUAGUUCCUCCAAUUCCGACAGCUCCUUUCUCUAUAAGGACCAACUGUACAGCUCUGCUUCUGAGGCUCUGCAGGCCUAUAUUGAUGAUUUUGACCUAAGCAGAGAACAUCCUGGUGCAAACACUGUCAAAGUAAACACUGAUGGUGAGGUUGGUAAUGUGCCACAGUUUUCCAGCUACGUGCAUACACCAAGCAAUGCUUUUGAAAAUCUUGAUCACAAACAGCACCUUAACCCCCUAUACUAUAGAAGAGAGACUGUUAAUGACAUGGACUCCAUUAGCCUAACAACUGAUGAUUUGUUAAGACUUCCAGCAGACGGAUGCUUUUCCUUCCCUUAUGUUACACCUGAUCACCAACAACACAAGAAAAACAAGAAAUACAUUGGAAGACAGGAUUCAUCGGACAUUAAAAAUAGUCUAAGUUUUUAUGUAGACGCUGCUCCCAAGAGCAAGGAUAAUAUAGUUCCUCCUUAUGUAUAUACAAAUAUAAAUGGAAAGAAAUGUAGCAGGCCAAGAACCCCAAAACCUAUUAAUAUAAAAAAUAAAUGUGUUUCAGAUUCAUCUUUAUCUUUUCCUAAAGAAUCAUCUUUCAAGGACAGUUCAGAGCACAGUUUUGCAAAGAAUUAUCCAAGAUGGCUCACUAGCCAGAAAUCUGACCUUAAUGUCUCAGGGGUAACUAGUAUACCUGAUUUUAAGUAUCCAAUUUGGCUCCAUAAUGAAGACUUGCUACCUGAUGCAAAUACUCCAAGGGUUUAUAAAUUAUUUAACGAAGAUGAAUAUUGCCCUAAACAUAGUUACCAAACACAAAGAACAACUCAGCUUUUAAAUAAAGUAGAUUGUUUUGAAUGUUCUUUUAAACCUUCAAACUUUACAGAUUCCUUCAGUGAGUAUAAAGGAUUAAGUAAUGAAUUUAAAUGUCAGUGUGACAAUCCACUUCUCCCAGGACAAUCUCAAAAGCCAUUCUGUGGUGACAAAAUUGAAUUGCUUAUCCUGAAAGCUAAGAAGAAUCUCAAACAAUCUACUAAAGACUUACCAAAGCCUGUGGAAAAGGAAGACAGUCCUUGUUCCUUAGAUAAACUUGAAGCAGAACGAACAUGGGAAAAUGUCCCUGUUACUUUCAAAUCUCCUGUCCCUGUUAAAGCUGAUGACAGUCCUCAACAAAGUACCAGGGCACAAUGUCAAAGAAACCAGGAGUGUCUUGAGGACUUUUUAAAUGAUGAUAAUCAGAGCUGUACUCUGUCUGGAGGCAAACAUCACGGUCCUGUGGAAGCCUUGAAACAAAUGUUAUUUAACCUUCAGGCAGUACAAGAAAGUUUUAAUAAGAAGAAAAAUACGGAGCCAGAAGAAGAGAUUAAGCAAGUGUCAGAGGAUGAUUUCUCUAAAUUACAGAUGAAGGAAAAUAUGAUCCCCAUUACUCGGUCUCUUCACAAGGCCUUACAACAUUUAUCUCACCUGAGAGACCUGGUCAAUGAUACCAGUGGGAGACAGUCACCAAAGAUGUGAAGAGGAAACUUAACUUCAGCACAAUAAACAGUCACCGCACAAUGAGCUAUGUACUCUUUGCUAUACUUACAGUGACAAAGUGAACAUAAGCCACGCCUUAUUCUAUGACUAGUCCAAGGAUAUUUAUUUUUAAGAAUCUGAACUUGGAAAUCUUCAUAGGCCCGAUUUUAUAUGAAAACAAGAGUGGAAGACACUAAGAUAAAACCUGAAGUAGUACGUGGAUCUUAAGACCAGAACAUUGUUAACAUUCGGAAGUGGAUCAUUUCCUUUCUUGUCAUUUAUCUGAACUCAGUUUUUAUUGACUUUCUCAUCAUUUGUAAUUUAAUUCUUUAUUGUAAAAUCUUUUCGCUUCUCCCCAACUCUUGUAAAUUGUAUAUCUGAGUAUGUGUACUGAGUGAUUUCAAGGUGCUUCAGGAAUAGCUACAUUGCUGUAUCCUAGGGGUCAUGUUGUUACUUCUAAAGUUUCAUAAACUGGAUAUUUAAGAUGUUCUGUUUAUAAAUGACAUUUAAAUAGUUUUUGGUGACUCAGUGUUAAUGGGAUGUUCUUUUAUUAUGACACCAUAGAACCUUUUUAUUAAUUCAAUUAAUUGAUUCUUUGUAAGAUAAUCUUGAUUAUACUUAACAGUUGACAAAUCAUUUUAGAGAGUAUAUUUGUAACUCUAAUAUUUGAUAUGUAGUUUCCCAGAUUUUAGAUUUGGGUUAGCCUCAAUCUAUUAAAAGAUACGACAUUAUGACAAAUCUAAAACUGAACAAAAAAAUGAGUGUAGAAAAUCCAAAAACAAUUAUAAUUUAAAGCUAUUUACUAUAGUCUUCCAAAUGUAUCUCUAGAUAGAACUGAACAGAGCUGUGUUUUGCAGUUUCUACCAAGCAAAUAUUAAUAUUUAUAAUAAGUAGAAAACAUCUUCAUCAAGAAUGAAAAUUAUGUAAUAAGGCAUAAAGAAUGAAAAAGCCUGAUGAAAUUACUGUAUGGUCAAAUACUACAAAUUAUAUUUUACCCAGAUUUUUGAUGAAUAAAUUUGUUUUGUAAAAUUUCUAAGUACAUAUGGCCAAAUAAGUUUUUUCAUGCUGUUAAGGUACUGUUAACAUCAAAAACAACUGAGGAGGCCCUGUCUGUUGUGUUCCCUAGCCACUGAGGUUCCAGCUUAGUUCUCUGCUAGGUGAGACACUCUCUGCUAACACUAAGAUCUCUUUGUUGCUGAAAUGCUAUUUUGUGAUAAGUUCUCCUGCUGGUGUUAAAAGGGAAGAUUGUAACAGGACAAGCAUCAGGUAGGUCUGGGAGAGUCACUUUUCCUAUAGACAGUUUCUAAAGAGAGAUCUAGGUUAUAAGUGCCAAUAUGUGUUGGGAGCUGACUCCUAGCAGAAAGUGGCUAUCAUCCUUGCAGCCAUCUCCAGCUGUAUACCCUGACAAGAGACUUGUUUUCAACAGCCUACAACAGCUGAGCACACUCUGAUAACAUCUUGUUUAUCCCACAUAGCUUGUUUUGCUGUUUAGUUGCCCCCAGCUGCAUGGUGCACGUGGUAAAGUGUCUUCAGCUGUGUUCCCCUGCUUGUGCUUAUAAAUACCCAGGAUUUCCUUUCAAUAAAGGAGACUUGAGACUUGGUCACAC
Messenger RNA from Arvicanthis niloticus (Nile rat), 3782 nucleotides. It is a transcript of the gene C14H18orf54, whose product is annotated as chromosome 14 C18orf54 homolog. NCBI's taxonomy places the organism in Eukaryota, Metazoa, Chordata, Mammalia, Rodentia, Muridae. The record is from RefSeq and is a predicted model, not a curated record.